AUGGUUCGUGCUAUCAAUAAUGCACCAGCAGGCUAUAAACCACCUGGGUAUGAGAAGCUUCGCACUACUCUUGUUGAUAAAGAAAAAAGUCGAUUAGAGGAACAAACUGCACCAUUGAAAAGAGUGUGGGCUCAAGAAGGAUGUAGUAUUGUGAUGGAUGGGUGGACAGAUGCUAGGAAUUGUCCACUACUUAAUAUCAUGGUAACAUGUAGCAAAGGGCCUUAUUUUUUGAAGGCAAUAGAUUGUUCAGGGCAAGAAAAAAAUGCAGAAUUUCUUCAUAGCCAGCUAUGUGAUAGCAUUGAGGAGGUGGGGGCAUCACAUGUAGUCCAAGUUGUUACUGAUGCUGCCCCUGUUUGUAAAGCAGCAGAUCUCAUAGAGAAGGGCAGAAAGAUACAAAUGUUCAUAUGUAACCAUCACCACACACAAGCCAUUUAUCGUAAAUUUGCCAAGGUGGAACUUCUCAAACCUGCUGACACACGUUUUGCUUCUUACUUCAUUCUUCUUGACUGCCUUUGUGAAGUCAAAGGAGCUUUGUGUUCCAUGGUUGUUAGUGAUGCAUGGGUAGCUUGGAAACAAUCUACAUCAGAUAUUGCAGUUGAGGUGAGAGCUAUGGUCCUUGAUGAGCAUUUUUGGGCUGAUGUUAAGUUUGUUGUGGACUUUAUUAAGCCCAUAUGUGAGGUGAUCAAAUUUGCAGAUUCAGAUAAGGCAUGUUUGGGAGAGGUUUAUGAAGCAAUAGAUUCCAUGUGUGAAAGAGUAAAGAAGAUAACUGAUGCAAAAGAUAUUUCUCUAUAUCCUUUGAUAGAAGCAAAGUUACAUGGAAGGUGGAACAAACUUAACACACCUCUUCAUUGUGCUGCCUAUGCCCUUAAUCCUAAAUGGUAUGAUAUAGAAGUGACCAAAAAGAGAGCUCCACAUCAGGAUAGAGAGGUAAUGAAGGGCUUUUGGGCUGCGGUUAAAAAGAUUUAUGGCCGAGGUGAGGAAGCUUCAGUUAUGAGGACUCAAUGGAAUAAGUUUUCACGUGGGCAAGGUGAUUUUGCUUCUGUGGAAGCUAUAUAUGAUAUGAAAGUAAAGAAAGACCCUAUAGAGUGGUGGUGGAAUCAUGGAAGUGAAGCCCCUGAAUUGCAAUCAUUUGCAAUACGAUUACUCUCACAAGUGGCUAGCUCUUCAUCUUGUGAGAGAAAUUGGAGCACUUAUGGGUUCAUUCAUUCACUGAAGAGGAACCGAUUAGGAUCAAAGAAAGCAGAGAACCUGGUGUACAUUCAUAGCUCACUUCGUCUUCUCUCUCGUGUAGAUCCUGGAUACAAUGAGGGUCCUUCGGCAAAAUGGGAUCAAAUUUCACCUGAUGGAGAUGUUGCAGCCAUUGUAGAUGAAGUGGCUAAAGUAGAUGGACUAGCUGAUUUACCCCCUGUUAUUCUACCAUCAGAAGAACCUGAAUUCGAGAGUGAUGACUAUUUGGAGAGCCUCAUAGCUGAUGACCUUGAUAUGGAUGAUCAUGGCGAAGAAGAGUAG
Molecule: messenger RNA, 1509 nt
Organism: Cryptomeria japonica (Japanese cedar)
Lineage: Eukaryota; Viridiplantae; Streptophyta; Pinopsida; Cupressales; Cupressaceae
Exons: 2
Coding region: 1-1509 (502 amino acids)
Molecular function (GO): protein dimerization activity
Source: RefSeq, a predicted model, not a curated record